This is a messenger RNA of Miniopterus natalensis, 4249 nucleotides long. It is a transcript of the gene LRRTM3, whose product is annotated as leucine rich repeat transmembrane neuronal 3. Gene Ontology annotation, cellular component: plasma membrane. NCBI's taxonomy places the organism in Eukaryota, Metazoa, Chordata, Mammalia, Chiroptera, Miniopteridae. Gene Ontology annotation, molecular function: protein binding. The record is from RefSeq and is a predicted model, not a curated record.
GCAACAGUCGGAGCAGCUUUCAGAAUGACAGUCUGCAGAAGUGAGCUGAGCGUGUGCGCGGCCCGGGGCUCUCCUGCCUUCUGGGCUCCAACGCAGCUCUGUGGCUGAACUGGGUGCUCAGCAGCAGAAAUGCGGGGCUAUGGAAUACAGAUGUGGCAGCUCAGGUAGCCCCGCGUUGCCUGGAGGAAUACAGCAUGCUUUCUGAUAAGAAGAAAUUGUAGAAGGCAGUUUGUUUGUUUGUUUUUAACGACACCCCCCCCCAAAAGAAACCUGUAAAGAUGCAAAAACGUAAUAUCCAUGAAGAUCCUAUUACCUAGGAAGAUUCUGAUGUUUUGCUGCAAAUGCGGAGUUGGGAUUUAUUUGUUCUUGGAGUGUUCUGCGUGGCUGGCAAAGAAUAAUGUUCCAAAAUCGGUCCAUCUCCCAAGGGGUCCAAUUUUUCUUCCGGGGUGUCAGCGAGCCCUGACUCACUACAGAGCGACUGACAGGGGCUGUCAUGCAAGUGGCCCCCUAAGCCAAAGCAAAAGACCUAAGGACGACCUUUGAACAAUACAAAGGAUGGGUUUCAAUGUAAUUAGGCUACUGAGCGGAUCAGCUGUAGCACUGGUGAUUGCCCCCACUGUCUUACUGACAAUGCUUUCUUCUGCCGAGCGAGGAUGCCCUAAGGGCUGUAGGUGUGAAGGCAAAAUGGUAUAUUGUGAAUCUCAGAAAUUACAGGAGAUACCCUCAAGUAUAUCUGCUGGCUGCUUAGGUUUGUCCCUUCGCUACAACAGCCUUCAAAAACUUAAGUACAAUCAAUUCAAAGGGCUCAACCAGCUCACCUGGCUGUACCUGGACCAUAACCACAUCAGCAAUAUUGAUGAGAACGCUUUCAAUGGGAUACGCAGACUCAAAGAGCUGAUUCUGAGUUCCAACAGAAUCUCCUAUUUUCUCAACAACACUUUCAGACCUGUAACAAAUUUACGGAACUUGGACCUGUCCUAUAAUCAGCUGCAUUCUCUGGGAUCUGAACAGUUCCGGGGCUUGAGGAAGCUGCUGAGUUUACAUUUGAGGUCUAACUCCCUGAGAACCAUCCCUGUGCGAAUAUUCCAGGACUGCCGCAACCUGGAACUUUUGGACCUGGGAUAUAACCGGAUCCGGAGUUUAGCCAGGAAUGUCUUUGCUGGCAUGAUCAGACUCAAAGAACUUCACCUGGAGCACAAUCAAUUUUCUAAGCUCAACCUGGCCCUUUUUCCGAGGUUGGUGAGCCUUCAGAACCUGUACUUGCAGUGGAAUAAAAUCAGUGUCAUAGGACAGACCAUGUCCUGGACCUGGAGCUCAUUACAAAGACUUGAUUUAUCAGGCAAUGAGAUUGAAGCUUUUAGUGGACCUAGUGUUUUCCAGUGUGUCCCGAAUCUGCAGCGCCUCAACCUGGAUUCCAACAAGCUCACAUUUAUUGGUCAAGAGAUUUUGGAUUCUUGGAUAUCCCUCAAUGACAUCAGUCUGGCCGGGAAUAUAUGGGAAUGCAGCAGAAAUAUCUGUUCCCUGGUAAACUGGCUGAAAAGUUUUAAAGGUCUGCGGGAGAACACAAUCAUCUGUGCCAGUCCCAAAGAGCUGCAAGGAGUCAACGUGAUCGAUGCAGUGAGGAACUACAGCAUCUGUGGCAAAAGCACCACGGAGAGGUUCGACCUGGCCAGGGCUCUCCCAAAGCCCACCUUCAAGCCCAAGCUCCCCAGGCCGAAGCACGAGAGCAAACCUCCUGUGCCCCCCACGGUGGGAGCCACGGAGCCCAGCCCAGAGACCGAUGCUGACACCGAGCACAUCUCCUUCCAUAAAAUCAUCGCCGGGAGCGUGGCCCUUUUCCUGUCCGUGCUUGUCAUCCUGCUGGUUAUCUACGUGUCAUGGAAGCGGUACCCUGCGAGCAUGAAGCAGCUGCAGCAGCGCUCCCUCAUGCGAAGGCACAGGAAAAAGAAAAGACAGUCCCUAAAGCAAAUGACUCCCAGCACCCAGGAAUUUUAUGUAGAUUACAAGCCCACCAACACGGAGACCAGCGAGAUGCUGCUGAAUGGGACGGGACCCUGCACCUAUAACAAAUCGGGCUCCAGGGAGUGUGAGAUACCUUUAUCAAUGAAUGUGUCAACCUUUCUGGCAUACGACCAGCCCACAAUCAGUUACUGUGGGGUGCAUCAUGAACUUCUCUCUCACAAGUCCUUUGAAACGAAUGCACAGGAAGAUACGAUGGAAACACACCUAGAGACUGAGCUGGACCUGAGCACAAUCACAGCAGCUGGCCGCAUCAGUGACCAUAAACAGCAUCUGGCUUGACUGAACUAUUUGGUAGCCAAGGGUUGCCACCAAACUUUGUAACCUCAAGGACAAAAUGAGGAAGAUCUGUUCAUUGUGGACUCUAAAAACAAAACAUAAAAAUCCCCUGUUAAAAUAAAUGAAAAUCCAAGAUUGAUUCAUGAAAUAAAGAAGACAUGAAUUGUUUCAAGUCUACACUUUAUAAUUAGCUAAGUUGUGCAGUAUUUUUUUGACUUAGAGUAUUUCCCUGAAAAAAGAAUCUUUUUCCCCCAAAAAAACUCAUCCUACCUAUCUGUAAAAACUGUACAGAGCUAAUGUAUUUUUCAUAUUGUAAAAUUCAAUUAUACAAAGAACUGGUAUGUACAGUACCAUAAUUUAAUUACAAUUUACUUUACAAACUACACGCUUCAGUUUCUAAAAAUUUUAAAUUAACAAAAAUUAUUUCUUGUGUUAGUCAGUUACUCAGUUUUGUAGGGACUGUUUUGUUACUGCUUUUGUGCCCAGGAACCUUGACUCUAAAAUUCUGUGCUGUGAGAAACAUGCAUGAUUUUUAUCAUGCUUACCGCGUAGAAUUUUAUCUACUUGUUCCAGAAAUAAUACAUUAACCAAAAAGGGUUUAAUUGUUGAGACUUGUUAAGAAGUUCAAUUAUAUAGGCAGGUUUUUCUUAUAAAUGAAAAAAAAAAAAAUCAAAGAUUUUUUUUUUUAAUACUUCUUCACAGACUUAACUGUUGCCUUGAAUUACAGCCUAGUUUCUAAGCAGUGAAAUGUAAUGAUAAAGAGGGAUAUUUUAACAACAUAUUUCUGAAUGAAUGACUCAUUAUUUCAUUCUUUUGAGUAACCCACUGUUAAGAGUAGAGGGGGAAGCAUGGACAAAACAUCCCUGGAAACAAAGGCCGUAACCACAGCAACAGACUUUGAUACACUUAAAAGGUGCAGCUGUCAGUGACAAAGAAAAACUUGUUACAUGUCAUUAUAUUCAGGCCAAGGUGGGAGAAUAGAGCAUAAUCAUGUACAGGAGCAGUUUUUCUCUUAUUUAACCCAAAGUGGUUUACUUCAAAAUAGUCAUUGGUCACUGCAAAAUGUGCCUGGUUUUUAAGACAGCUUCUCAUUUAGAAAUGGGAGGCUAUAUUUUGGAAACACCUCAAAGGAAAUACAUGAAUUUUUAAUCUUUCUCUCCUGGGGGAGGAGUCUAAACAUCUACAGCUCAUUCAAUAUAGAUAUGACCCAUGGUGGACGACUUGAUCACUCGAGUAAUCUGUGAACAUCCCAAUAUGUUCUAAAUUGUUUAUAUUGCCAUCAUAAUGAAAGUCACCUCCGAAUUAUCUGAAAAGAUAACCCAGAGUAAUCUGAAACCAACCCAGAUCAUAUAUUGAUUACCCAAUUCUAUUACGUAGUUCAUUCGAAUCAAAUUAUGAAUACCUGACCUUUUAGAUGCUGAAAUGAUCAACUGUUUCUGGUGUUUGCUUGGCACUGGUUACUCUUUGAAAAUAAUUCUAUUUUAUCUAUGGUAUUCACACAUACUUUUGUGUGCUUUUUAAUACGAAACUACAAGCUUCAAAUGCUGUUGCUCUACGAGACAUGACUUUUUGUUGUCAUUUUAUAAUUAUGACAUUAAAAAUAGGUUGAAAAUAUGUCAGUCUUACAGGGAGGGGUCAAACAAUCAAAAACAAUGAAGGAAAUAAUUUGUGAAAAACAAUGUCAAACAUUACAUUUUUUUAUUUCUUCCAAAGAAAUCGUAUCUACAAGAGUCUGGUUUUAUCUUGGCAAAUUUAAGAGCAGCUUCCCGAAGAAUGAACUUUAAAAAAAAUGUAGAGCAAAUUUUUGUUAAAAAUAUACAAAGUCAGAAAGAAAAAACAAAAUGCUGAAAGAAGCAAACUCUCUUAUUAAUUUAAAUGAAACUAAAUGUUACAGUACUUUUAUCUAUUUAACAUCCCAGAUUUUGUAGCAAAGUUUGCAUAAAUUGCUAUU